Mus caroli (Ryukyu mouse) is the source of this 769-nucleotide messenger RNA. It is a transcript of the gene Mrpl30, whose product is annotated as mitochondrial ribosomal protein L30. The record is from RefSeq and is a predicted model, not a curated record. Gene Ontology annotation, biological process: translation. Gene Ontology annotation, cellular component: mitochondrion; large ribosomal subunit. Gene Ontology annotation, molecular function: structural constituent of ribosome. NCBI's taxonomy places the organism in Eukaryota, Metazoa, Chordata, Mammalia, Rodentia, Muridae.
GCGGUCGUGGGAGCUGGAGGCUCUCUCUGCAGUUACGAACUGACUUUCUUUCUGUUUCGAGUUGGAGGUCCCGCAGACCCAUUUCUUGAUCUUCUGAAAGCAGCCAGGUUCCCACUAUGUAGCCCUGGCUGGAAUGCUGUCCGCUCUGAUCACCAGUGGUGUUGCCAAUCCCUGAGCUCCUGGUGGAGCCUCUGAAGAGAGAAUUCCCACCCCCAUGGCUGGGGUUCUGCGCUCCGUGUUCCAGAGGCCUCCAUGCAGACUGCAGACUGUGAAGAAAGGUGUAGAAUCUCUCAUUGGUACAGAGUGGAUUCGUCACAAAUUUACCAAAUCAAGAAUUCCAGACAAAGUGUUUCAGCCUAAACCUGAAGAUCAUGAAAAGUACGGUGGGGAUCCCCAGAACCCUCAUAAACUGCACAUUGUCACAAGAAUAAGAAGUACAAAGAGGCGUCCAUACUGGGAAAAAGAUACCAUCAAGAUGCUCGGACUACAGAAGGCACACAGCCCUCAAAUUCACAAGAACAUCCCAUCGGUGAAUGCAAAGCUGAAAGUGGUUAAACACUUGAUACGCAUCCAGCCCCUGAAGCUGCCACAGGGACUUCCCACAGAAGAGACCAUGUCCAGCACGUGCCUCAAGAGCACUGGGGAGUUGGUCGUGCAGUGGCAUCUGAAGCCUGUGGAGCAGGAAGCGAAGUCCUGAUGCCACAGCUUCAGCUCACAGAUGCUCUUACUAAGGAAACCGUUCUCAUUAAAGUGUAUGUUAAUCCAGUCA